Molecule: messenger RNA, 1093 nt
Organism: Benincasa hispida (wax gourd)
Lineage: Eukaryota; Viridiplantae; Streptophyta; Magnoliopsida; Cucurbitales; Cucurbitaceae
Product: heat stress transcription factor C-1-like
Biological process (GO): regulation of transcription by RNA polymerase II; cellular response to heat
Cellular component (GO): nucleus
Molecular function (GO): RNA polymerase II cis-regulatory region sequence-specific DNA binding; DNA-binding transcription factor activity
Source: RefSeq, a predicted model, not a curated record
CCCCCCCCCCCUUAAAAUCCCCUCCCUACCAUUUUCAACUGCUUUUCUUUUCUUUUCUUUUCUUUUCCGUUUUGAGAAGAAGAAGAAGAAGAAGAAGAAGACGACACAGAGCCUUUUAUGGGAUGGAAGGCAACUCCGGAAACGACAUUGUAGCUCCUUUUGUCUUGAAAACUUAUCAAAUGGUCAACGAUCCACUUACGGACGCUUUCAUUUCUUGGGGCUCUGCUAAUAACAGCUUCAUCGUUCUUGACCCUCUUCAUUUCUCUCAUACUCUCUUGCCUGCUUUUUUCAAGCACAAUAAUUUCUCUAGCUUCGUUCGUCAGCUCAAUACUUACGGGUUUCGGAAGGUAGAUCCAGAUAGAUGGGAAUUCGCGAACGAGUGGUUUCUACGAGGGCAAUUUCAGUUACUUAAAAACAUUGUAAGGAGAAAACAGAGUAGUAAUUCCAGUAAUAAGUAUUUGGUGGGAGAUCAGAUGGGGGAUGAGGAAUUAGUGACUGAAAUUGCUAGAUUGAGGAAAGAACAGAGAGCUCUGGAAGAACAACUGGAAGGGAUGAAGAAACGACUUGAAACCACUGAGAAACGCCCACAACAAAUGAUGGCCUUUCUUCAUAAAGUGGUGGAAGAUCCUGAAAUUCUGCCACGGAUCAUGCUUCACAAAGAUCCCACUCGUCUUCAAUUUCCAGAGAAGAAGCGGCGGUUGAUGAUUUCCUCUUCUUCCUCUUCCCCUUCCACCACCACUCUCACCGAGGGGGAUGAAAUCGAAGAGGACGCCAAUAACCGCCGGGAUUUUGGGCUUAAUUUCUCGUCGCCGGAGGUUUCUGGACCUUGGUUUCUCCGGGAGCCGGAGGGUAAUUUGGGGAUUCCGCCGGUGCCGCCGAUUGAUAAAGGAAUAAACAGUAACGGAGAGAGAAAGUAUUUGACGGAAAUGACAGUGGAGGAGACUCAUCCACCACCACCGCCUUAUCCAUUUUCUCUUUUCGGGUGUGGCUUUUAGUAAUUAAUCACCUUCACAAUUUUAUUUUCUUCUUUUUUCGCAUUUUCUCUCUUUUUUUCCCCUCUUUCUUUAUUAAUAUUACCUUUCAGUUUUCUUUC